AUGAAAAAAAAAGGUUGCCACUCAGAUAGGAAGCAUUGUCAGAAGCACGUGCAGGCUGAAUUGUGCCUCUUUAUCCUCCACAGCGUCUUGCGUAAAUGCCCAAACAAAAUGGUUCACUCCAUUUUACAGAAUUCGCACGGCAACAUCCGAAAAAAAUUUGAAAUAUCCCUGAAACAUGAAACCUCCACCCCAGCGCCACAGAAGCGAAGGCGAGAGGUACUUUUAAAACGCAAAACAAACUCGAAAAGGGGAAACAGAGCAUAA
Messenger RNA from Trypanosoma brucei brucei TREU927, 264 nucleotides. RefSeq lists its product as hypothetical. The transcript has a single exon. The record is from RefSeq and is a predicted model, not a curated record. NCBI's taxonomy places the organism in Eukaryota, Euglenozoa, Kinetoplastea, Trypanosomatida, Trypanosomatidae. Bases 1 to 264 code for a protein of 87 amino acids.